AUGGGUAGUGUCUGUGCUGAACAAAACAAGUUCCAACCCUCUCACCAACUAUUCCUCACCCAAAAAACCCUCCGAGAAAUCGACAUAACCUCCAUCGACAUGUUCAUGGACUCCCCAAAAGCUGACGAAACCCUUCUGCAAAAAUUCCUACCAUCUAACAACUAUGAUGAUGAUCAUGAUGAUGACUCCGAUCCCUAUGCGUCGGACCACUUUCGCAUGUACGAGUUCAAGGUCCGGCGGUGCACUCGUAGUCGAAGCCACGACUGGACCGACUGCCCCUUUGCUCAUCCGGGCGAAAAGGCUCGCCGGAGGGACCCUAGAAGGUACCACUACUCUGGAACUGUUUGCUCCGAGUAUCGCCGAGGCAUCUGUACCCUCGGCGACAACUGUGAGUUUGCUCACGGUGUUUUUGAAUGCUGGUUGCACCCGUCUCGGUAUCGAACCGAAGCAUGCAAAGAUAGUAAGAAUUGUAAGAGAAAGGUGUGUUUUUUCGCCCAUUCGCCUCGGCAGCUUCGUGUUUUGCCGUCGAAUUGCAAUGAAAAUGCUUCAUCCCCGGUGAAUUCUCCGGUUUCUGGUGAGAGGAAGUACCAUAAGGCCAAUCACUGUUGUGUUUAUUGUCAUACUUCACCUACUUCUACUCUAAUGGGUAUAUCUCAUUUUUCGCCUCCGCUGUCGCAGUCGCCACCGCUCUCGCCGAUAAAAGCUCAGGUUAUGAGUGGGUAUUCUCCGAUAUCGCGAUACAGUGAUCGCAUGUUGAGUGUUGAUUCUUGUGGGUUGAAUCGGUUGAGUCAAUUCAAUAAUGGGUCUUUGAGUUACAAAGAUGUGCUCACUGAGUUGAUGAGCUCGUUGGAGACUAUGAAUGUUAAUGAAGCUUCACAUGCAAGUGAUAAGAAUAGGAAACUGUCUUGGGUCGAUGUUAAUUUCAAUGGUGAUGAUCAGCAGCAGUUUAUUCUCUCUCCUUCAACCCCAAGUCCUUCUGGGUUUGCACAUUUUUUGGCUGGAGAUUGUUCAAGUAGGAGCUUUGUUGAUGAUAAGUUCAAUGAAAGUGGUUUGGCUGAUCCUGAUCUUGGGUGGGUCAAUGAUCUCUUGACCUAG
Ilex paraguariensis (yerba mate) is the source of this 1095-nucleotide messenger RNA. The record is from the annotation of a GenBank genome assembly. NCBI's taxonomy places the organism in Eukaryota, Viridiplantae, Streptophyta, Magnoliopsida, Aquifoliales, Aquifoliaceae.